ACUAGAAAAGGAACGUGUAUUAAAAGCGGAGGAUUUUGAUUGGGAUGUUAAACAUCCAAAUUCCCUUGUUACAAUAUGUAUUGAAAGAUUAAAUACUAAUUGGUCUGGCACUCCAAAAUUAGAAACAUUCAUUCCGAAGGAUCGUGAAUAUUUUUUGGAAAUAUUAGACACUAAUAUUCCACUGCAAAUAUUAGUAGAUAAUAUAAAUAAUGAUAUUUUUUGGAAACGAUGCUAUUAUUCAAAAUGGUCCGAUUAUAUUGAAAGUAUGGAGAAUAAGCCUUGGAUAAAUAUAUUUAUGGAGCGAUAUUAUGCUGAUAUUCUUGAAAAUAUGAAUCCACGUCAAUACGACCCAGAAAAGAUUCAAAACUUGGUAAAAUUGUGCGGGCCAUAUAUUCAUUCGUUGUCGAUACAAAGCUUAGUACCAGCUGAUAUAGUUACACAAAGGAUAACUUCCCCAGAGAUGGCUGACUUAAUAACAUCAUACAAACAAAAUGAAAGCAAGCUAUCUUCUAAGCGCGGAGAAAUUAUUACUAGAGAUCAUAUAUCGCUACAUGCAGCAUUAAGCAGUUUACAUAAUUUAGUAGAAUUACAUGUUACUUACCAAUUGCGUUAUACUGGUGUUGACUAUCGUAGAGAUCAAUUUCAGUUUACUGAUAAUGAUGCAAAAAAUUUAGCUAAAGGCCUGGAAAAAUGUAUACAGCUAAAAAUCUUAAGGAUAACACGAACUGAUAUGAAUUGUCAAAAAGUAAAAUAUAUUCUUCGUGGAAUCUCAGAUAGUCAAAAAUUGGAGACGUUAGACUUCAGUCACUGUAAGAUUGGUAACGAUGGUGCUAGUUACGUAGCUAAAUUUAUAACGAAGCACGAUAAGUUACGGAAUAUUAUUCUAGCCGAUAAUAUUUUUGGUCCAACUGGCAUUGAGGCAAUAUCGCAAGUAUUGAAUUAUACAAGCUGUAAAAUACGUACAUUAGAUUUAAGAUUGAAUAAUAAAUUAGGAUCCGAUGGUAUUGCUCAUAUUGCCGUCUCUUUGGCAAGAGGGUGUAACCUGACCUCCUUGAAUAUUUCUGGAUGUGGGAUAACACCUGAUCCACUGGAAAAGCCACCAGCUGGUGUAUGGUCAGCUAUUAAUGCUGCAAAUCCUCCUACAUGCGGUGAUCUGUUAGCAAGAGCUAUUGGACUAGUUAAAACACCGUUACGGUCUAUUGACAUAAGUGUUAAUAAUUUGGGAUCGACGAGUGAUAUGGUAUUGUCCAACGCUAUAUGCCUCAGUUAUCUUAUUGAUAUAAAUCUUAAGAGAUCUGGCAUGGGAUCUAUUGCAAUGGCCAUUGCUGAAUCUGCAGCAGCGGCGCAACGGCUGAGAAGAGAAUCAGAAAAGGGUAUCCGAUUCAGACGAAGUGCUGGAAGAGUAGUUCAAGCUCACAGAGUAGUUAAAGGAAUGAAUAUAGAUGCGGACCCAAUUUUAUUCGCCCAACAACUCUCGGCACGGCCAUCGAUUGUAUCGGUAGCUUCAGAAGAUGGUAUUUACAAUAUACAAACACAGCCAUUACCUAGGCAUUUUGGAUUUGUUCCUGAUAUAAAGAGUCCACUGCCAUCAUCUUACGGUGCAUCGUUUUCUGGCCCUUCAACAUCAAGAAGAUCGAGUCACCAUAUUUUGAUUUUAGAACCUGAACAGGAACUGCAGUAUGCUAAAUUAAAACGCCGCAAAUCAGAUGGCUCUCUUCAAACAUUAGCUAGUGACGUUUCUCAACACAUCAAAAUAUUUGUAUCACAUGAACAUAACAAAUAACAGAACAAAAAUAUACGUGAACUGAAUAUCAA
This is a messenger RNA of Colias croceus (clouded yellow), 1815 nucleotides long. RefSeq lists its product as uncharacterized. Gene Ontology annotation, cellular component: cytosol; nucleus; perinuclear region of cytoplasm. The coding region runs from base 266 to 1783 and encodes 505 amino acids. The transcript is spliced from 11 exons. The record is from RefSeq and is a predicted model, not a curated record. Gene Ontology annotation, biological process: nucleocytoplasmic transport; activation of GTPase activity. Lineage: Eukaryota; Metazoa; Arthropoda; Insecta; Lepidoptera; Pieridae. Gene Ontology annotation, molecular function: GTPase activator activity; small GTPase binding.